Messenger RNA from Rotaria sp. Silwood1, 2826 nucleotides. NCBI's taxonomy places the organism in Eukaryota, Metazoa, Rotifera, Eurotatoria, Philodinida, Philodinidae. The record is from the annotation of a GenBank genome assembly.
AUGCCAAAAGGACGAAAAUCUCGAGUGGAUAUGCAAUCCACUCCCUCAUCCACACCAUCUGUGGAAUCAAAUGUUCCACAAAAUAAUCCAUCAACAAAUCAAAUUACAGCUUCUUCACGCUCACAGAGCGAAUUUCCUACACCAGCAGAAGCAAUGGCUGAUCUUUCAUUACAAUCGACUGAACAUAAAGCAGAAAAAAUUGGUCGUUCUCAAACCGAACAUCCAACAAAGCGACGAUAUGGUGUGUACUCUGUUGUACCUGAUUCGGCUGUAUUGAUGCCUAUUCGUCGUCCUGAUGCUCAUGGCACUGCUGGCAAAGCUAUAGAAGUCUAUACAAAUCAUUUUCCAGUGUCUAUUGACACUGCGAUCAUCAAUCAAUACGAUAUCGAAGUAGUAAUGAUUCGUGAUGGACGACGACCAUGUCCAGCAAAGAAAAAUGAACGCUGGGAAGUACUUCAAGUACUUAGUAAAAAAGAAAAGGAUUUUCCUAUUGUUUGGUAUGAUGAAGGAAAAAAUUUAUAUACCAGAGAGCUGUUGACUGAUUUUACACAACCUCGUCGAGUUAAAUUAACAAUUAAUAACGAAGAGAAAACCUUUGAGUUUAAAGUACUUAAUCUUGUUCGACAAGAAAAAAUCGGAAAUAUUUUCGAUUUUAUCAAUGGAAAAACCACAAUACGACCACGUGAUCCUAUACGAAUUAUAGAAACUUUGUUUAAACAACGUGUUCAUGAUCAAUAUAUUUGUAUAAGAAAUAAAUACUAUGAUCGACGUCAACAACUGCUUGAUCUUGGUGAUGGACGUGGAUUAGCUAGUGGCUUUCAUCAAGCACUUUGUUUGACUCGUGGUGGUCCUACAAUUAAUGUCAAUUUGGCAUUUACAUGUUUCUAUCAACCAAUAAAUUUUGUUGAUUUUGCUUGUCGAUAUCUACGUCAAGACAUUAGACAGGGAGUAAAUGAAGCUGAAUUAGACGGAAUGAAGAAGCUCUUUAAAAAUAUACCAAUAAAAACCAUCCAUGCUGGACGUCCGAUCCAAUAUCGAUUGAAAAACUUUGGCCUACCGGCAAAUCAACUCAAAUUUGAGCAGAGAUGUAAAGAUGACUCGGCAAGUGCAUCGCUAACAAAACAAAUCACAGUGGCAGAAUACUUUGCGGAAAAAUACAAGAAAUUGAAAUAUCCAAAUUUACCUUGUAUCGAUGCUCGAAGUGGCGAAGAACAACGAGCUCAUUGGUUACCCAUGGAAACCGUUCAGAUUGUAGAAUGGGAACGUGCUAUGAGACCAUUAGACAGCGUACAGCAACGUUUAGUAGCACAAAAAGCCAUUGUUAAACCUGAACAACGCUACAAUGAAAUCAUGGAUAUUAUAAAUAAACGCAAUUUUAAUGGAGAUUCUUAUUUAAAAGCACUUAAUAUUCAAGUUAAAACUGAAGAUAUGUUGAAAAUACAAGCUCGUAUUUUACCUCCACCCCAAAUAAAAUAUCGAGCACAAAAUAAUCAAGAAGUUGUUGAGCAUGUUGCAUUUGGGAAAUGGAAAAUUCGAAAUCAAUUUCGUUCAACAUCGGUGAUCAAUAAAUGGGGUAUGAUUUAUUUUGGCUCGAAACCUGACAACAAUAUAAUCGAAAUUCUAAAAAAUUUCGAGAAACAAUUACCAUCGUUACUAAUGAGAUACGGUAUUAGAAUCAAUUCAAAUCCGUUGCCCAUAGCUAAGCCAAGUCGCAAAGAUGACAUUGACCAAACAUUCACACAAGUUAAGAGUCAAGAUUGGCAAUUGGCGAUUGUUAUCUUAAAUGACACGGUACCGGAAGUUUAUAAUUAUGUUAAAAAAUUAGGAAAUCAAAAAAUUGGUUUAAUAACUCAAUGUGCUAGUUUUCAAGCUAUACAAAGAAAUUCCGAAAAACUUCAUAUGUAUGUAGAAAAUUUAAGUCAAAAAUUGAAUGCUAAGAUCGGUGGCAUCAAUGGUAUCGUUAAUCUAAAAGCUGCUCUUAAUCAAGCAUCGAAUAAUGAUCGUUUCAUGUUUUUCGGUGUUGAUGUAACUCACACAACUUCAUCGAAAGAAAGACCAUCGAUUGCUGCCAUUGUUGGAUCAUGUGAUCCAACAUGUAGCCGUUAUGCAGUUCGUCUUUGUGAACAAUAUCCAAAGAAAGAGCGUUGUUCAAUUGAAAUUAUUAAAGAGAUGGAUAAGAUGGUCAUCGAUUUACUUCGUAUUUAUGCUCGUUCAUGUGGUAACACACUACCAAAUCGAAUCGUCUUUUAUCGCGAUGGUGUCGAUGACGGACAGUUUCAAAAAGUAUUAGAUAAUGAAGUUAAAAAAAUCAAAGAUGCUUGUCGAGUUGUAUAUGGACAGAACCCACUGCCUCGAUUAACCUUUAUUAUUGUUAAGAAACGACAUAAUACACGUUUCUUUACUUACGAUGGUCAACGAACAGACAAUGUUGAAGCGGGUACUGUUAUUGAUGUUGAUAUAACACACCCAUCUGAAUUUGAUUUUUACUUAUGUUCACAAGCUGCUAUAAUGGGAACAUCACGUCCAGCACUGUAUCAUGUACUUCAUGAUGAAAAUGAAUUUAGUAGUAACGAUAUUCAACAAUUAACAUACUGGCUCUGUCAUACUGAUGCUCGAUGUUCGAAGUCAGUUUCCAUUCCCGCUCCAGUACAUUAUGCUCAUUUAGCUGCAUAUGCUUCCCAUGUAUACGAAUUCGACCAUGAUGGUGAUGAAAUCCUGGAAAAUGAGGACAAUCAAAAUGUACCGGAACCCAUCUCACUUGAAGAUAUACGAACAAACGUGAUGAUACUGAAUAACAAUAUACAGGAUACGAUGUGGUUCGUUUAA